This is a messenger RNA of Arabidopsis thaliana (thale cress), 264 nucleotides long. Its product is annotated as NAC (No Apical Meristem) domain transcriptional regulator superfamily protein. The coding region runs from base 1 to 264 and encodes 87 amino acids. Lineage: Eukaryota; Viridiplantae; Streptophyta; Magnoliopsida; Brassicales; Brassicaceae. Gene Ontology annotation, molecular function: DNA binding. Gene Ontology annotation, biological process: regulation of DNA-templated transcription; DNA-templated transcription. The transcript has a single exon. Gene Ontology annotation, cellular component: nucleus. The record is from RefSeq and is marked reviewed.
AUGGUAUGGUUCUUCUUUAGUUGUGAUGAAUAUAACGAAGAAAUAUUGAAAACGAAUUCGGGUUAUUGGAAAGAAACUGUAUCCAACACACCAAUCAUUGGCAAGUGGAUAACUAGUAAUGGUGUUAAAAUUGGUGAGAAACAAGUUUUGGUUUUCCAAUCGUAUGAAAACAUCAAUGGAUCCAAAUCCGAUUGGGUAAUGCACGUGUAUCAACCAACGUUUUUGCCUCCUAAUCAGGUAAUAUUCCGAAUUUAUGAUGUUUAA